AUGAGCGUUGAGUCAUGCACCAGCGCCAACAUCCGCUCAAAACGAGAUUUGAAACACCUUUGCGAAGUCGAAGACAUUGAGACCGGCGCAUCCAUACGAUGCACCUUCGCGUACAUCGAUGAUCACGAGAGAGCAUGGUUCGGUCAGACAACGGAGAUGAGAAAAUAUGAUCUGACUGUUGAGGAUCUGAAUCGACUCUUGCAACAAGUCCCCGACGAGAAGAUAUAUCCGCUGAAGACUACCAGUCUGUCCAUAGUACCAGAAGAAACCCGGAGCAAGUCCUACAUCAAGCGACCCAAGAUAUUGUGUCUGGAUAAUGAAGCGCAGACAAAGCUUCUGCCCCAGCUGCUACUCGGAGAAGCAGAGGUGUUACAUUUCCUCGAGGAGAAUCCCCAUCCGAACAUUAUCAGGUUCCAUGGUUGCACUGUCAAUCGCGGUCGUGUUACCGGUAUUGCUCUGGAUAAGUACAGUGUCAUUUUGCAAUACCGUCACGAGGAUGUCCCCCAGCCUCUCGAUGUAGAGGCUUGCAUGUGCGGUAUUCGUUCGGCUCUGAAACACCUUCAUUGUCUUGGACUCGCGCAUAACGAUCUCAAUCCCUCAAAUAUUGCUCUCGACACCAAUGACAACCCAAUUCUACUAGACUUUGGGUCUUGCAGAAGGUUCGGUCAAGUCCUUCUCACCGGAGGUACACCUGGCUGGAUAGAUGAGGAUUAUUCUACAUCAGCUCAAUGUCACGACGAGCUUGCUGUGGACAAGGUAGAGGCGUGGCUUCUGAGUAAGGCACAAGACCAACUGUAG
Messenger RNA from Alternaria novae-zelandiae, 798 nucleotides. RefSeq lists its product as uncharacterized. The transcript has a single exon. Gene Ontology annotation, molecular function: protein kinase activity; ATP binding. Lineage: Eukaryota; Fungi; Ascomycota; Dothideomycetes; Pleosporales; Pleosporaceae. Bases 1 to 798 code for a protein of 265 amino acids. The record is from RefSeq and is a predicted model, not a curated record. Gene Ontology annotation, biological process: protein phosphorylation.